Messenger RNA from Phycodurus eques (leafy seadragon), 1610 nucleotides. Its product is annotated as insulinoma-associated protein 2. Gene Ontology annotation, molecular function: RNA polymerase II cis-regulatory region sequence-specific DNA binding; DNA-binding transcription repressor activity, RNA polymerase II-specific. The record is from RefSeq and is a predicted model, not a curated record. Gene Ontology annotation, cellular component: transcription repressor complex; nucleus. NCBI's taxonomy places the organism in Eukaryota, Metazoa, Chordata, Actinopteri, Syngnathiformes, Syngnathidae. Gene Ontology annotation, biological process: negative regulation of transcription by RNA polymerase II; neuron differentiation; regulation of cell cycle process. The transcript has a single exon. The coding region runs from base 1 to 1566 and encodes 521 amino acids.
AUGCCUCGAGGAUUCCUGGUGAAGAGGACCCGGCGAUGUUCGGCGUCGUACCGAGCGCGGAGCGGCGCUCGACUUGCCACGCGUGACGCUGACAAGAAGCACCGCGGGGAGGCUGAGGUGAGCGAGCGCGAGCCCGUCAAGGAGAGCGACGUGUGGGGCGUCCCGAGCCCCGACGUCGCGCCCCCGCCGGCGCCCCGCGAGGACGCCGUCGGCGUCGCCGAGGCGUGGAACCUUCAAGUGGAGUCCGCGCAAGAGGCGGAGGCGGACCGACGCGCGCAGUUGCCGGACUCCGACGUGGACGUCGUGACUCCCGCGGGGGACCUCUCGUGCCUCUUCCCGCCUCCGCCUCCGCCUCGGGUCUCGGCGGCCCACAGCUCCAGACUUGUGGGGCUGCACGGCGAGGGGGAGAAGACGGCGUUAUUUCCCGAGACCUGCUUGUCCCCGUCCCCGGAGACCGAGUUGCCGUUUUUGCCGACGUCCGUGCGAGUAGCGUCGGCCGACGCGCACUUUUCUUCUUACGGUCCCAAUCCGAAAUACCAAGCCGACGUGGGGCACUUGUUCCCGGCGCUAAUUAGCCACGAACACCGCGCGGCCGCGAGAAAACGCUCGCACCCGGAGUCGGGCAGGCACAACAGAGCCAAAGCCAAAGUGACCCGGAAGCUGACUUUCGAGGACGAGGUCACCACCUCUCCGGUUUUAGGUCUGCGCAUCAAGAAGGAGAGCCCGGAGACGGCGAGGCGGCAACACCGCGACAAGUCGUCCGGAAGUCAGCCGCUGGGGGAGUUCAUCUGCCAGCUGUGUAAGGAGGAGUACGCCGACCCCCUCUCCCUGGCCCAGCACAAGUGCUCCCGUAUCGUGCGCGUCGAGUACCGCUGCCCCGAGUGCGACAAAGUCUUCAGCUGUCCCGCCAAUCUCGCCUCGCACCGCCGCUGGCACAAGCCGCGUCCGGCGGCGGGGGCGGCGGCGGCGGUGACGGCGGCGGCGGCGAGUCAGCUGCGAGCGGACGGGAAGGAGAACGAGUUGCUGACCCCCGACUCCUCCUCGCCUCAUUACCCGCACGACAGCCCCCCGCCGCCGGGUCUGCAUCUGUUCCACGGCAACUCGUACGAGCCUCGACCGUUCGUCCAAGUGGAAGAAGAGGGAGCGGAGGUGUACGACUGCCGCUACUGCGGCAAGACGUUCCGCCGACAAGCUUACCUGAAGAAGCACAUGGCGGCGCACGAAAUGGCAGCGGGGCCGCCGCCGCCGCCGCCACCCACUUCGAGCCGCCACGUCGUGUUCGUGUGUCACCUGUGCGGCGCCCGCUUCCCGUCGGCCGAUAUACGGGACAAGCACCGAGUGUGGCACGCCGUGAGGGACGAGCUCCUGCAAGGCGGUGGCGGCGGAGGAGGCCUCGGGUUCAGGGCGGAGGGAUACGCGGUGGGCAGGGAGUGCGAGCAGCAACUGCUAACGUGCAAACACUGCCCGGCCACCUUCCUCAGUUCUCCGGGGCUGGCGAGGCACACGAACAAGUCUCAUCCCGGAGAGAACAUGCGCGUCAUCAUGCACAUGGCCGUCACACACUGACACCAGAGCGACUCUCACUCACCCGUCACCGGACGCAACAUUAG